Molecule: messenger RNA, 657 nt
Organism: Cantharellus anzutake
Lineage: Eukaryota; Fungi; Basidiomycota; Agaricomycetes; Cantharellales; Hydnaceae
Exons: 3
Coding region: 1-657 (218 amino acids)
Source: RefSeq, a predicted model, not a curated record
AUGGCUGCACACGGUCCCGAACUCACCCUGGUCCUUCUUGGACAGUCGUCAGGGAGUCAGACUAAGCUCUUUAAACGUAUGGGAGGGUCGCUCAACACCACAGUCUUUGUAGCACAGAUGAGGGGUCCAACAACUGGCCUUGCCCCGAACCCCACUCCUGCGGAGAGCCUUGGGGCUGCGCCCCAAACCCUGCUCCAUCAAUCAUACACAGGAAUUGUCAUAUCCGUGCAUACCCGACCCGACUUCCGGACCUCCACCCUCUUCACCUCCGGAGUCAUAACCUACCGUUGCCGUUCCGAUACUCACCUUCGGUCCUGGCAAACACACCUCCCCCUUACCUCUCCGACCCUAUCUCCGUCCGCUCCGAUAUUCAUCCCGGACCGAACAUCGCCCCACUCACCACCCUCCUACUACUCCGCUCCCCCUUCACAACACCUCCACCCUCCUGCCACCCUCCUACGCUUCCCCCGUCCGCUCCGAUACUCACCUUCGGACCUGACUACUCUCCUUUCCGCCACUCCUUCUCCCCUUACCUGUCCCCUCUCUCCUCCCUCCGUUACUCCUCCGCCACCCUUCCGCCAAGUUACGACCUUCCACCGCUGUCCCGUACUUCGCACUCAGACACCGCUCAUACCUUACUCCGAGCCUCCGUCAUAG